This is a messenger RNA of Lepisosteus oculatus (spotted gar), 3824 nucleotides long. RefSeq names its product PRP6 pre-mRNA processing factor 6 homolog (S. cerevisiae) (gene prpf6). The record is from RefSeq and is a predicted model, not a curated record. Gene Ontology annotation, biological process: spliceosomal tri-snRNP complex assembly; mRNA splicing, via spliceosome. Gene Ontology annotation, cellular component: U4/U6 x U5 tri-snRNP complex; catalytic step 2 spliceosome. Gene Ontology annotation, molecular function: protein binding. Lineage: Eukaryota; Metazoa; Chordata; Actinopteri; Semionotiformes; Lepisosteidae.
CCCGGAAGUUGUUUUGGUUAAUGGUGGCGCAGAAAUGGCUAGCGUUUCCACAACUCCGGCGUCUAGAAACGCAUCAAAGAUGGCUAGUUCAUCAGCAGGAGCUGCUGGUAGCAGCAGUGGAAGUGGAAGUGGAAGUGGAGGUGGAAAUGUAGCCUCCAGUCUGUCUGGGACUGGGGCAACUUCGAGCCUCACCGGGACACUUAACAAGAAGAAGAAACCCUUUCUGGGCAUGCCAGCACCCCUGGGAUAUGUGCCUGGUCUCGGUAGAGGUGCCACUGGUUUCACCACCCGGUCUGAUAUCGGCCCAGCCCGGGAUGCCAAUGACCCAGUGGACGAUCGCCAUGCUCCUCCGGGGAAGAGGACCGUGGGGGAUCAGAUGAAGAAGAACCAGGCAGAUGAUGAUGAUGAGGAUCUCAAUGACACCAACUAUGAUGAGUUCAAUGGUUAUGCUGGUAGUCUGUUCUCAAGUGGGCCCUAUGAAAAGGACGAUGAGGAAGCAGAUGCAAUUUACGCUGCUCUUGAUAAGAGAAUGGAUGAAAGGAGGAAAGAGAGAAGAGAACAGAGAGAGAAGGAGGAGAUUGAGAAAUACCGUAUGGAGCGUCCAAAAAUUCAGCAGCAGUUUUCUGAUCUUAAGAGGAAGCUGGCCGAGGUCACUGAAGAAGAAUGGCUGAGUAUUCCAGAAGUGGGCGAUGCCCGAAAUAAACGCCAGAGGAAUCCACGCUAUGAGAAACUUACGCCUGUACCAGACAGCUUCUUUGCCAAGCACCUCCAGACGGGAGAAAACCAUACGUCAGUGGACCCCAGGCAAGGGCAAUUUGGAGGGCUAAAUACACCUUUCUCUGGAGGGCUGAACACCCCUUAUCCAGGAGCAAUGACCCCUGGCCUGAUGACCCCAGGAACAGGUGAACUGGACAUGAGGAAGAUCGGGCAGGCCAGGAACACCCUGAUGGACAUGAGACUUAGUCAGGUGUCUGAUUCUGUCAGUGGACAGACAGUUGUUGACCCAAAGGGCUAUUUGACAGAUCUGAACUCAAUGAUUCCAACUCACGGCGGAGAUAUUAAUGAUAUCAAGAAGGCUCGCCUACUGCUGAAAUCCGUGCGGGAGACCAACCCUCAUCAUCCUCCUGCCUGGAUUGCCUCCGCACGCCUGGAGGAGGUAACAGGCAAGUUGCAGGUGGCCAGGAACCUCAUCAUGAAGGGCACAGAAAUGUGUCCCAAGAGCGAAGAUGUCUGGCUGGAGGCAGCAAGACUACAGCCAGGAGACACCGCCAAAGCAGUGGUGGCCCAGGCAGUCCGGCAUUUGCCUCAAUCUGUCCGCAUCUACAUCCGUGCAGCUGAGCUGGAGACAGACAUUCGGGCCAAGAAACGCGUCCUGCGGAAAGCUCUGGAGAACGUGUCCAAGUCUGUGCGAUUGUGGAAGGCCGCAGUGGAGCUGGAAGAGCCCGAAGAUGCCAGGAUCAUGCUCAGCAGGGCUGUGGAGUGCUGCCCUACCAGCGUGGAGCUUUGGUUGGCCCUUGCCAGGCUGGAGACCUAUGAGAAUGCCAGGCGUGUGUUGAACAAGGCUCGUGAAAAUAUCCCCACUGACAGACACAUCUGGAUCACAGCUGCCAAGCUGGAGGAAGCCAAUGGCAACACACAGAUGGUUGAAAAGAUCAUUGACAGAGCCAUCACGUCCCUCAGAGCCAAUGGAGUGGAGAUCAACAGAGAGCAGUGGAUUCAGGAUGCGGAAGAAUGUGACAAGGCAGGCAGCGUGGCCACUUGUCAGGCUGUCAUCAGAGCAGUCAUUGGUAUUGGGAUUGAAGAGGAGGACUGCAAGCACACCUGGAUGGAGGAUGCUGAAAGUUGCAUUGCACAUGGUGCCCUGGAGUGUGCAAGAGCCAUAUAUGCACACGCCCUGCAAGUCUUCCCAAGCAAGAAGAGUGUGUGGCUCAGGGCAGCCUACUUCGAGAAAAGCCAUGGAACCAGGGAAUCUCUGGAAGCUCUGUUGCAGAGGGCUGUGGCUCAUUGUCCCAAGGCGGAGGUCCUUUGGUUGAUGGGAGCAAAGUCAAAAUGGCUCGCUGGAGACGUGCCUGCAGCUAGGAGCAUUCUGGCUUUGGCUUUCCAGGCGAAUCCAAACAGUGAAGAAAUCUGGUUGGCUGCCGUGAAGCUAGAGUCUGAGAACAACGAGUAUGAAAGAGCGAGGAGACUGCUGGCCAAGGCUCGGAGCAGUGCCCCCACGGCGAGGGUGUUCAUGAAGUCGGUGAAGCUGGAAUGGGUUCUGGGGAACAUCUCCGCAGCACAGGAGCUGUGUGUGGAGGCCCUGAAGCACUACGAAGACUUUCCCAAGCUGUGGAUGAUGAAGGGGCAGAUAGAAGAGCAGUCUCAGUGCAUGGACAAGGCCCGGGAGGCCUAUAACCAGGGGCUGAAGAAAUGCCCACAUUCCAUUCCCCUAUGGCUGCUCCUCUCCAGACUGGAGGAGAAGGCAGGCCAGCUGACCCGAGCCAGAGCGAUCCUGGAAAAAUCCAGGCUGAAGAACCCUCAGAACCCAGAGCUGUGGCUGGAGUCUGUUAGAUUGGAGUACAGGGCAGGACUCAAGAACAUUUCAAACACGUUGAUGGCCAAGGCUCUACAGGAGUGUCCCAAUUCCGGAAUACUCUGGGCAGAAGCCAUUUUCCUUGAAUCUAGACCUCAAAGAAAGACCAAGAGUGUGGAUGCCUUGAAGAAGUGCGAACAUGAUCCUCACGUUCUGCUUGCAGUAGCCAAGUUGUUCUGGAGUGAAAGGAAAAUAACCAAGGCCCGCGAGUGGUUCCUCAGGACCGUGAAAAUCGAGCCUGACCUAGGGGAUGCCUGGGCUCUGUUCUAUAAGUUCGAAAUCCAACAUGGAACAGAGGAGCAGCAGGAGGAAGUCAAGAGGCGGUGCGAGAACGCCGAGCCGCGACACGGAGAGCUGUGGUGCGCCGAGUCCAAGCACAUUCACAACUGGCAGAAGAAGAUCGGGGAGAUUCUGGUCCUUGUAGCUGCAAAGAUCAAAAACACCUUUUAAAUCGCGCGCACCGACUCUGUUUAUAUAGAACCGAAUGCUUUCCCAUAGGUGUAGCAAACGGAGCAUGCCCAAACUCUGAAAAUCCGUUUCCUGUCAUGCAAAUGUAAACUACACACUGUGUGUUUUUUUAAAAAAACAACAAAUGCAUCUAUAAAAAAAGUGAAAAGUUGUAUUGUUUUGUCUUUUAAGGAAUGAUUACUAUAAGUGCUGUUUCCUACUUAUCACCCUUCGACCUCCCCUGGUUUUUUCUUCAGCAAAGGAUUGAUGUCCUAUCUAGUGUCGCUGAACUGAAGCAUCUUUUGGCCUGACAAAAUAUAUUUAUGUAAUAAUUCCUCUUUGUAAAUAUUGUGCGACCUUUGGGGUUUAUAUACAGAUUUUAUUUCUUUUUCUGUUUUAUUUUGGAUCUGGGACAUAGACUACAGUUUGAAAGUGCUGGAUUUAUUUUAAACUGUGACUGUAUCCUAUGUAGUGCGACAAUGCAUUUACCUCGGGAAGCCUUUGAGUGAUAUAUUUUUGGUCAACAGUGAGCUUGGCAGUAAUUGUAACUGCCUCCUACUGUAUGUAAAAGUGUCCUGACUUGCUUACUUUGUUGAAAAGGGAGAAAACUGAAUGGUAACUGUAAAUGUAUGAAGCUGACCUUUACUUGUAAGUUAUUUUUCCAUUAAUCUUUUUAAUUAAAGGAAAAUGGAUUAAUAAAACUACUAUUAACAAAUGUCCCUACAUAAUUGUGUCAUAAUAUUUUGUCCCUACAAAAUAUUGUGGAUACAAAUUUGGAGAUAAAAUAAAAAAUAAUCUUCUUGUU